AGUACAAGAUCCGUUGUAAAAUAACUUAUGUAUAAGAAAGAGAUAGUGGAGCUUGCAUUUGGAUUACAAAGUUUGGUUCUCUAUGGUUUCAGUAAGAUAUACCAAAACCAAUCUUGCAAAAUGUAUUUGAUUCUUGCAUCAGUAGUUAAAGCUUAAAAUUAUUGGUAAUAUUUUUUGGCCUCUGGAUAUGACAAACUUGAAUCGGAAACUAGGAUUGGUUGAGUUAAUGGAAGAAAAAUUUUAAAUCUUUGAAAGAAAAAAGAUAAAAAGAAGCUAUUUUACACUGAGCAUAGAGCUCAUGUAACUGGUACACAGCAAGCACAGAGCUACUUACUUUUCUUAUUUUCUUCUCUCUCUCUCUCACUCUCUCCGAUUUGCAGACUAACCUUUGUAAUCGUUUAACAAACUUUAGAGAUAGCGGGAAUGAAAAACCAAAAUCUCGGCAGCCACAGCAAAGAAGGGAUAUAUAUAUAAAUGAAUGAAGAAGUGAAUGAGGAUUUCGAAGUGGAGGUUGUGUCUCAUCAUCAAACGCCAAUAUUCAGGUUCAAGUAAACCCAGCCAAUAUUCAGGUUCAAGUAAACCCAGCCAUUAUUCAGGUUCAAGUAAACCCAGCCAAUAUUCAGGUUCAAGUAAACCCAGCCAUUAUUCAGGUUCAAGUAAACCCAACCUCACAGCCUGGUUCAACAAAUACGUGGACAAAGCCGAUGUCUCUUCGUGGAACUCGGUCAUUGCAGACUUGGCUCGGAGCGGUAACUCCGUCGAAGCCCUCCGAGCCUUUUCGUCAAUGCGAAAGCUCUCUCUCACCCCCAACCGCUCCUCCUUUCCUUGCGCCAUCAAAUCCUGCUCGGCUCUGUUGGAUCUUUACUCCGGCAGGCAAGCCCACCAGCAGGCCUUGGUUUUCGGCUUCGAGUCCGAUCUUUUCAUCUCCUCUGCUCUCAUUGACAUGUACUGCAGGUGCGGUUUAUUGAGGGACGCAUGGAAGUUGUUCGACGAAAUUCCUCGCAGAAAUGUGGUCUCUUGGACGUCCAUGAUCACAGGCUGCUUGCUAAACGACCACACCCACCAAGCCUUGUUGCUUUUUAAGGAGUUGUUGGUCGAUGAAUUUGACAAUGUGGACGUUUCUUUAGAUCCGGUUGUUCUGGUUUCGGUUUUAUCGGCUUGUUCUCGUGUAUCCAGCAAGGGACUUACCCAAUGUGUUCAUGGGUUGGUGAUGACAAGGGGUUUUGAUGAGGAUUUAGGAGUUGGAAACACCUUGAUGGAUGCAUACGCCAAGUGCGGCGAGCUCGGUCUGUCUAGGAAGGUGUUUGAUGGAAUGGCUCAAAGGGAUUUGGUUUCUUGGAACUCCAUGAUUGCAAUAUAUGCACAAAGUGGAUUGUCUAAUGAAGCAUUGCAUGUUUUCUAUGGGAUGGUGAAGGAGGGUGACUUCCUCUACAAUGCAGUGACAUUGUCUGCUGUGCUGUUAGCCUGUGCGCACGCUGGGGCUCUGCUAGUGGGGCAAUGCAUACAUGAUCAGGUUGUAAAAAUGGGCUUGGAAGAGAAUGUGAUUGUGUCUACCUCUAUUAUUGACAUGUAUUGUAAGUGUGGAAGAGUUGACAUGGCAAGGAAGGCAUUUGAUUGCAUGAAGGAGAAGAAUGUCAAGACCUGGACUGCUAUGGUUGCAGGUUAUGGAAUGCAUGGUCGGGCCAAGGAGGCUUUGGAAGUCUUCUACAAAAUGAUAAGCCAUGGCAUUAAGCCAAAUUACAUAACAUUUGUGUCGCUUCUAAAUGCUUGCAGCCAUGCUGGUCUAUUAGCAGAAGGAUGGUAUUGGUUUAAUACCAUGAACCAUGAAUUUGGCGUAAAACCUGGGAUUGAGCACUAUGGGUGCAUGGUGGACCUUCUUGGGCGUGCCGGUGAUCUCACUAAGGCUUAUGAUUUAAUAAAAGGAAUGACAAUGAGGCCAGAUUCUGUGGUCUGGGGUUCCUUUCUUGGGGCUUGUAGGAUACACAAAAACGUGAAGCUUGCAGAGAUUUCUGCUAGGAAACUGUUUGAGUUGGAUCCAAAUAAUUGUGGGUACUACAUCUUGCUUUCAAAUAUAUAUGCCGAUGCUGGGAGAUGGGAAGAUGUUGAGAAGAUGAGACUACUAAUGAAGAAUCGUGGACUGGCUAAACCGCCUGGAUUCAGUGUGGUUGAACUGAAAGGUAUGGUUCAUUUAUUUUUAGUUGGAGAUAGAGAGCAUCCUCAGCAUAAAAAGAUUUAUGAGUAUCUGGAAAAACUAACUAUAAAGCUGCAAGAAGCUGGCUAUGCACCUGAUAUGGCUUCAGUUCUUCACGACGUUGAUGAGGAAGAGAAAGAAAUGACCCUGAGAGUUCAUAGUGAGAAGCUAGCUGUUGCCUUUGGAAUCAUGAAUUCAGUACCUGGUACAACAAUUCAGAUCAUCAAGAAUCUUCGAGUAUGUGCUGACUGUCACACUGUGAUCAAGCUGAUAUCCAAGGUUGUAAAUCGGAAGAUUGUAGUCAGAGAUUCAAAACGGUUUCAUCACUUCAGGGAUGGGUUGUGUUCUUGUGGAGAUUUUUGGUAAUGGCUCUGUAAGUAAGAAGUUUGGAUUGGUAGGCAAAUUUGCCUUGACAAACAAGGUUACUGAUAUAGAGAUGUUAUGAAUCAUACUAAAGAAAUUAUUACAGUGUACUUUCUACCGCGCAUUACCAAAAAGGCAUUUCUUUUGUUUGAUCAAAUAUGCUUCAGAAGAUGAGUUAUAUUAAGCAAUGCACCAAGUUCUGAAUAUCUCUCUCGAGUUCUAUGGAGUAUACAGGUUCUAAUUUUGCAUCUUCAGUAUGUUACAGCUCGUCUUCUGUCGUCGGUGCUGCUAAAGUGCUAAUGGUUUGGAUUCGCUUACAUUUAAGAGAAGUUAGUGAACUAGAGACAGAUGAAGCUGUGAACUAGAGACAGAUGAAGCAGUUGCUAUUUCUGUCCAGAUAGAGCUGAUUUUUGCUCUGCAAUUUCAAUAGCCUAGAUGCAGGCAAGGCCUCGUACAAUUUGUAAUUUCCAAAUGUUGAGUUGAUUGUACGGGAAAGCUUAGCGAGAAUUAUUAUUUUAUCAACCAAAAGUGGUAUUAGCUAAUUUUCAGCCCGCCACUAUGAAGGAAAUUGCCAAAUUGGGCGAUCACGUUUAUUUUCCCGA
This is a messenger RNA of Rosa rugosa (rugosa rose), 3156 nucleotides long. Its product is annotated as pentatricopeptide repeat-containing protein At3g26782, mitochondrial. Gene Ontology annotation, molecular function: RNA binding; zinc ion binding; protein binding. The coding region runs from base 491 to 2557 and encodes 688 amino acids. NCBI's taxonomy places the organism in Eukaryota, Viridiplantae, Streptophyta, Magnoliopsida, Rosales, Rosaceae. Gene Ontology annotation, biological process: RNA modification. The transcript is spliced from 2 exons. The record is from RefSeq and is a predicted model, not a curated record.